Molecule: messenger RNA, 1149 nt
Organism: Striga asiatica
Lineage: Eukaryota; Viridiplantae; Streptophyta; Magnoliopsida; Lamiales; Orobanchaceae
Source: the annotation of a GenBank genome assembly
AUGUAUGUAAACGUGAUAAGCGGGAUUGUGAUCAGAUCCUACGCGUCGCUGGCCUGUGUCCGUUGGGGUGAGUCGCCGUGUAGUACUUCGACGGCACAGAUAGGUCCGGGACUGAAUUUAAACAAAUUAGGGAAAAUUGAGAGCUUGUUGGUAUGCACGUGCAUCGGCUCGCCAACUCAGAGCGGUGACCCCGUCCAAAAGAGGUGGCUGCGGACUCGUGAGCGCUUGUCGCCUCCUCUUGCUGAUUCCCUACUCCGCCGUCGCCUUCUGACUGCUUCAGUUAGCCCUUAUGAAUUCAAUGUGAAAAGGGAUCGAAUAGCUGAGAUGCUCUUCACUUGUAAAAUGACCAAGUGUUUUGGCUGUGAUCGAGUUGAGUUGACUGUGCCUAAAAGUGAUUGUGCAGAAAAGAAUAUUGAUGAUGAUGAUGAUGAUAAGUGCAAAAGUGUGGAUCCAUGGAGGAAUCCUGCAGUAGAGGAGCAAGUAAUAAUGAGAAUUCACCGGAUUGGCCAGAGGACUGUCCAUAAUUAUAAGUUUGGCUGGCCUUUGGCCUGGAGAUUACGUUUAUGGCUCCCCGCCAUAUGCUCCAACGUUUCGUCCAAUGCGCCGACUAACGAGCACUGGCGAGCUGCUGAGGUUCGAGGUCAACAACAUGCAGACGUGGAUGAGCCUCCCGAACCAACAAGGACACAUGCACCGACGGGUUUGGACGACUGCCCAUCAAUGGAGGACGUGUGUGACUGGCCGCUGAGGGGGAGUGUGAUACUCGAUGAAAGCAAUUCAGUUGGAGUUCUUGGGAGGUCUGGUAGAGGCCUAACUGAACAUAUGAAAGUUUCGAUCGACAAGGUGGAUAUUGUUACUGCUUCAUUGGGACAUACAGUAGCCACUGAAGGAGGAUUUUGCAUUGGGAGUAAUCGAAUGAAAGGACAAAGCAUGAGCCAUAAUUUGUGGAUUUCGAAUGAACGGUGUUCAAUUGGUUUUUACAGUAAGAGCGAUAAGAAGCGGAAGCACGCUCGUCCAUCCAACUUUUCGGAUGGUUCAGGCUUGAGUGCCACAUUCAGUUGCUACGAAUUUUUGAGCUUUGGCAUCAAACUGGCUACAAUGCAAACUGGUGGGAAAAACAAUUGGCAGGAGUCAGAAGGGAUGAAAUGA